AUGUCGUUGAAAGCCCGCAUCGAAGACGGCAUUGUACAUUCCCCCUAUCCCGGUGGCUCUGUACCAAAGAUAUUAGUUUGCCAGGCCAUAAAAGAGAGGCUGGUUCAACAUGGGGAACGGACUGCAUUAAUCUGCAAAGAAAAUAAAGUGACGAGUUCAGAGAUGCUGAAGAUGCUUCAUCAAUACGCCGCCGGUUUCCAAAGCCACGGUGUAAAGCCAGGUGACAAAGUGCUCGUACACGUGGACGAUUCGCUGGAAAGUUUCAUUGCCAUGUAUGGAGUCGUGUUUGCUGGAGGAGUCGUCAUACCAUCUGAGCUGGCAACUGAGCAAGACGAACUGCUGACAAAAAUAAAGGAUGGAAACGCGAGUCACGUGCUGACAACACCAAGCGAUGCCGACCUCCUGAAGAAGUUAACCGAAGAAACGCAUAUUCGGGAAUGCUUUGUUGUAGGUGAUAAGCCUGGAUUCAUUUCGGUGACAAAGUUUAAGAACGUACCGGAGAAAAGUUUUACUGGUCCUCCAGUGGUCGAUGUUGAAAAAGAACUGAUCGCUCUUUGUUUUACAUCCGGCACAACGGGCCGUCCAAAGGCCGUCGAAGAUACGCACUACAGUUGUGUCGCUGGGCUGCAACUAUACAGACUCAACAUGAUGUUUGACGAGACAGAAACCGUUGGAGCGCUGUUCCCUGUCGCACAGACGGUUGGAUUCCGAAUGCUCAUGAGAGUUGUCUGCUCCGGCGCCACCUGCGUCAUCAUUCCCGAAGGAACAAGCUUUGACGAGACGGUGGACGUCGUGUGGAGACACAAGGUGAAACAGUUCGUCUAUACUGUAUAUACAAAAACAAAACAAAAAACUGAAUAUUGUACUAACUGUUAA
Ixodes scapularis (black-legged tick) is the source of this 876-nucleotide messenger RNA. RefSeq names its product 3-hydroxybenzoate--CoA/4-hydroxybenzoate--CoA ligase-like. The transcript has 5 exons. Bases 1 to 876 code for a protein of 291 amino acids. The record is from RefSeq and is a predicted model, not a curated record. Lineage: Eukaryota; Metazoa; Arthropoda; Arachnida; Ixodida; Ixodidae.